AUGGCGAUGAGAACGCUGCGAUGGAUGGUGCUGGGUGGCCUUAGCACAGUCUGGGCGCUACAGCCCAAGGAGUUGGAGGAAUGGUUCGCAUCCUCCUCGGGCCUCGCCAUGUCUCCCAGUGACGCACAGCAGGAAGCCACGCGCAGCUGGAACCCCCUGGCGAAAUGUGGCGUGGAGAUCAGCACCUUACAGGCCUUGAGGGAUGCCCUGCAUGACUCAAGCAGCCUGGAUUUGUCCUUGGAGGUGAUUCGGAAGCAGAUCAUUGAGCUGGCAGAACAGCACAUCAAAGCGGACAAGCUGAAACAGCUCUAUGGGGCCCUGUCGGGUGUCUACACCCUGAGCGGCGGCUUGCAGCUGCCGAAGGCCGAGGCCCAGGCCAUGACGCACCUCUUGGCGCUGAAACGUGCGGAACCCGAUGACCUCAAAGAACUCUACAAGGUGAUGUACGGCUACUACGGUUUGGGCUUCGAUCGCGCGUUGGCGCAGGCACAGUCCAUCCAGCUGGCGGAGGCUGGGGCUGAUGCAGCCAGUUAUAAGGAGACAUUCUCGGCCACGGUGCAGAAGGGUCAGCAGGCAGCUUUGAUCGAGGCCAGCAAAGUGUCUGUUGCCAAGAACUUAAACGGCUUGGUGCGAAGGUAUGCCCUUGAUGGAAAAGCCUACACUGCUUCCGAGUUUCAGCAGUACUACGGUGAAGGUUGGCUCAGUGCUUGGAUCGAGUCCCCAAUGGAGAAGCGUCUGUCCACGGAUCGCCGCGCCUACACCGCGGACCAGUUCUCCCGGCACUUCGGCCGCUCCUGGGCCUCACUGUACCAAAGUCGACCCGAAGCCACCCAGCUGCGGCUCGCGGAAGAUGACCAGGUCUACAAGAUGGCGGAGUACCAGAAGUACUAUGGGGAUCAAUGGCAUGAGAAGUGGAGUGCCUCACCCGAACUUGCGUGCCAAGAGUGCUCCCCAUACACGACGAGAGUCUCGACGUCAGUCGUGGCCGUUUGA
Messenger RNA from Cladocopium goreaui, 993 nucleotides. NCBI's taxonomy places the organism in Eukaryota, Dinophyceae, Suessiales, Symbiodiniaceae. The record is from the annotation of a GenBank genome assembly.